CUUCUCCUCCUGUGAGGUCUCCUGUCUGCGCCGCACCUCGCUGCGGCUCUGGUUUCUCCCCAGAUCAUUAGUCUCAGAGGAGCGGGGACGGAUCUCCUGCCUGCACCAUUCCCCCCCACCCCACCACGGCCCACGCCUUCCGCAGCGUCCCCCUCUCCGCGCUGCUGCCGCGUACCCGCCGCAGCUCAGCGGCAUCUGAACGCGCAGGAGUCCGGGCGCGCUGGUUCUGCGUGGCGGUGUUUGGGUCGGAAGGCGGGCGGACUGCGCCCCGCUGUGAGGAAAUGUGCGGAAUGCGUCGCUUGGAAUAAGUAAAUGGCGGGGUUCAUGGAGACAACACUGGGCUGCGCCUGUUGCAAAGUUGAACAAGGGAAACUCUGGGAAGGUCCCAGGAAAAGAUGCCAACCUGGAGGAGAAAUGAACCCACUAAUGUUGAGAAGGAGCGCCGUGUGAAAGCCAACGCACGAGAAUACAAUGAAAAGUUCUUAUAUGCUAACAAUCACAUAAAGACUUCAAAGUACAACAUCUUCACCUUCCUGCCCAUCAACCUGUUUGAACAGUUCCAGAGGGUGGCGAAUGCUUACUUCGUUGUGCUGCUGAUACUUCAGUUGAUUCCAGAAAUCUCUUCCCUGUCCUGGUUCACAACCAUCGUGCCUUUGGUUUUGGUGCUCGUGAUCACGGCCGUCAAAGAUGCCAGCGAUGACUAUUUUCGACACAAGAGCGACCAGCAAGUCAACAACCGUCAGUCUCAGGUUCUCAUCAGAGGAAGUUUACAGAAGGAGAAAUGGAUGAAUGUUCGCGUCGGGGACAUCAUCAAACUUGAGAAUAAUCAGUUUGUCGCUGCAGAUAUCCUCCUUCUGUGUAGCAGCGAGCCUUAUGGCCUGUGCUAUAUCGAGACUGCAGAGCUGGAUGGCGAGACAAAUCUGAAAGUCCGUCAGGCGUUGAGUGUGACCUCAGAUUUGGGAGAUGUUUCAAAACUGAUGGACUUUGAUGGAGAAGUCGUUUGUGAACCACCAAACAACAAGCUUGAUAAGUUUACUGGAACGCUGCACUGGAAAGACAACAAAUACUCUCUGGAUAAUGAAAACAUGCUUCUGCGAGGCUGCAUUCUGAGGAACACUGAGUGGUGCUUUGGGAUGGUCAUCUUUGCCGGGCUGCAAACCAAGCUGAUGCAGAAUUGCGGAAGGACUAAGUUCAAACGGACCAGCAUUGAUAAACUUAUGAACACGCUAGUUUUAUGGAUUUUUGCCUUCCUCAUCUGCAUGGGAGUGAUUUUAGCGAUAGGAAACACCAUUUGGGAGACUUGUAUCGGCAGAAAGUUCGAGCUCUUCCUACCACGGGAUGACUUUCAGAGCAGUGCCGUUUUUUCUGGCUUCCUCACCUUCUGGUCCUACAUCAUCAUCCUCAACACUGUUGUGCCUAUUUCACUGUAUGUCAGUGUGGAGGUCCUGCGGCUCGGUCACAGUUUCUUCAUCAACUGGGACCGGAAGAUGUACCACAGUCAGACCGACACCUCGGCUGAGGCCCGCACCACCACUCUGAACGAGGAGCUCGGACAGGUGGAGUUCCUCUUCUCCGACAAGACCGGCACGCUCACGCAGAACGUCAUGGUGUUCAGCAAGUGCUCCAUCACUGGGCGGACCUAUGGGGAUGUCUAUGAUGAAUUCAACGAGAAGGUGGAAAUCACAGAGAAAACAGCGUGUGUAGACUUUUCCUUCAACCCGCUCUGCGACCAAGGCUUUAAGUUUUACGACUGUAGCCUGGUUGAAGCUGUCAAACGGGAGGAAUCUGCAGUGCAGGAGUUCUUCAGGCUGCUGGCUCUGUGCCACACCGUCAUGCCAGAGGAGAAGAGCGAAGGGAAGCUGGAGUACCAGGCCCAGUCACCUGACGAAGGAGCACUGGUGACCGCAGCGAGAAACUUUGGCUUUAUCUUCCGGGCUCGAACUCCAGAAACCAUCACACUGUGCGAGAUGGGAAGAGCUGUGACCUACGAGCUGCUGGCCAUACUGGACUUCAACAACGUGCGCAAGAGAAUGAGUGUCAUUGUGAGAAAUCCCCAGGGUCAGAUUAAACUGUACUGCAAGGGAGCCGACACCAUCGUCUUUGACCGUCUGGAUCCGUCCAGCGAGAACCUCAUGUACACUACCUCAGAACACCUCAGUGAAUUUGCAGGAGAAGGGCUUCGAACACUGGCUCUUGCCUACAAAGACCUCAGUGAAGAGUAUUAUCAGGUCUGGAAGAAGAAGCUUCACUACGCGAGCACUGUGAUCGAGAACCGCGACGAACAGCUGGCUGUUCUCUACGAGGAGAUCGAGCAGGGCAUGAAGCUUCUUGGAGCCACAGCUAUAGAGGACAAGCUUCAAGAAGGAGUGCCCGAGACAAUCGCCUGUCUGAAUCUAGCUGACAUCAAGAUCUGGGUCCUCACAGGAGACAAACUAGAGACGGCGAUGAACAUCGGCUACUCCUGCAACAUGCUGCGAGACGACAUGAAUGAGGUGUUUGUCAUCUCUGGACUCACACAGCUGGAGGUGCAGCAGCAGCUCAGGAGCGCUAAGGAGCUCAUCCUCGGUCUGAGCCGGGUGAACAGCACAGGAGACGUCGAGAAGGGCGACAUGUUUGCAGAAGAUUCUGUGUUUGAAGAAGCUAUAAUUGCAGAGUAUGCCUUAGUCGUCAAUGGCCACAGUCUGGCUCACGCUCUGGAGCCCCAGCUGGAGCACACGUUGCUGGAUCUGGCCUGUUUGUGUAAAACAGUCAUCUGCUGUCGGGUCACGCCGAUGCAGAAAGCUCAGGUGGUGGAGCUGGUGAGGAGGCACAAGAGGGCCGUCACGCUGGCUGUAGGAGACGGGGCCAACGACGUCAGCAUGAUCAAAACCGCCCACAUCGGUGUAGGCAUCAGCGGACAGGAGGGGAUGCAAGCAGUUCUGGCCUCAGAUUACUCCUUCGCUCAGUUUCGAUACCUGCAGAGGCUGCUGUUGGUGCACGGACGCUGGUCCUACUUCCGAAUGUGUCACUUCCUGGCCUACUUCUUCUACAAGAACUUCGCCUUCACCCUGGUUCACUUCUGGUACGGCUUCUUCUGUGGUUUCUCAGCGCAGACUGUGUACGACCAGUGGUUCAUAACCCUCUUCAAUAUUGUCUAUACAUCCUUACCAGUACUGGCCAUGGGACUUUUUGAUCAGGACGUCAACGAGCAGAACAGCCUUCGCUACCCGAGCCUGUACAAACCCGGCCAGCAGAACCUCCUCUUCAACAAGCGACAGUUUUUCCUCUGCACGCUGCAGGGGAUGGUGACGUCCUUCCUGCUGUUCUUCAUCCCCUACGGAGCCUUCACCGUCAGGGUGAAGGAAGGCGGCUCCGACUUCUCUGACCAACAGGCGUUUGCCGUCACCAUUGCAACGACGUUAGUCAUUGUUGUGAGCGUUCAGAUUGGACUGGAUACACACUACUGGACUGCAGUCAAUCACCUGUUUGUGUGGGGGAGCCUGAUCAUGUACUUCGCUGUACUGUUUGCAAUGCAGAGCGACGGCUUGUUUGGCAUCUUUCCGAGUAGUUUCCCGUUUCUCGGCACGGCUCGCAACUGUCUUUCGGAGAAGAGCGUGUGGCUGGUCAUCCUGCUCACCACUGUGGUGUGCAUUUUGCCCGGCUUGGUCGUGAGCUUUCUGAGAGUGGACCUCUUCCCAACUCUAACAGACAAGGUUCGUCAUUUGCAGCAGUCCAGCAAGAAGCAAGGACCCAAGGAGCAGAACCUGAGGCGGGUCCGCAGGACCAGCUCCCGCCGCUCUGCCUACGCCUUCUCCCACCAGCAGGGCUACGGAGAGCUGAUAACCUCAGGCAAAAACAUGAGGAUGAGCACGCUGUCUUCCACCGUCUCCCUCGAAAGACCGGCACAAAGCUCCAGCUGGAUAGAAAAUAUACUUAAGAGAAAGAAUGAAGUCUCUUGCAUCUCGCCUGAGAGACCGGAUCCACCAGAAAGCCAUAAAGACUCCAGAGCAUCAGCAGAUAGGCUGACAUAACAGUAAAGGAUACGAGUGCCGAACCAGAGUGUUCACACCCCUUUACCGUUCACAUUUUCUCAUUUUACAAAAACAAACGUUAAAUAAGUUUACUGGGAUUUUCUGUUACUGCCCAAAACAAAGCGGUGCAUAGUUGCCAUGUGGAAGGAAACCGAUCGUUUUUAAACGUUUUUAAGGGUAAAAAGGUGACUUCUGAAGGUCAGACUACACGUCUUGGCCACAUCAUUUCUCUUCCUCUUCGCAACUUUGUGUUGGUCUUUCCCAUAUAAUGAAUUUAAGUUUGCUGUUGUCGUGCAAGAAAAUGUGAAAAGGUUCGUAUGGGUGUGAAUACUUUUGCGAGACACUACAGUCUGCAUGGAUCUGACAAACCAAGCACAAGCUUUGAGCAAAUCAAAGCUCUAAAUAACACAAAGCAUACCUCAUUUUCUACUAGUAUGAGUCACGUGAUCUCUGAAUGUUACAAGGAUUUUGUGAAACCAGGACAUCUGGGGGAAUUGCUGGGUCCCAACCAAGUCUGGAAGUUGAUUUCAGUUUUUUUUUCCAGGUUUGGAUAAAUGUGGAAAAAGAAGAAAUGAGAAUAUAGAAAAAUAAUUGUACUUCCAGGCUUUAUUCUCUAUCCUUUGUGUCCUUCCUUCUUUCUCCCUCCUUAAUGUCUCACCUUCCUUGUUUCCUUCUCUCUUUCCAUCCUUCCUCCUAGUAUCACUCCUUCAAUUUGUCCUUGAUGCCUUUCUUGUGUUCUUUCUUCAGUCCUUCCUUUGUUCUUGUCCUACUUUCAUUUUUCCUUUAUUACUACUUCCUUCCUUUUUCAACCUUUUCCUACUUGUUUUGAUCCUUGUUUUAUUGUACUCUACCUCCAUUUGUUCCUCGACUCCUUCCUUUUUUUUUGCAUCUUCCC
Messenger RNA from Fundulus heteroclitus (mummichog), 4905 nucleotides. It is a transcript of the gene atp8b4, whose product is annotated as ATPase phospholipid transporting 8B4. The record is from RefSeq and is a predicted model, not a curated record. Gene Ontology annotation, biological process: Golgi organization; phospholipid translocation. The transcript has 28 exons. Gene Ontology annotation, cellular component: plasma membrane. Lineage: Eukaryota; Metazoa; Chordata; Actinopteri; Cyprinodontiformes; Fundulidae. Gene Ontology annotation, molecular function: ATP hydrolysis activity; ATP binding; magnesium ion binding. Bases 396 to 4010 code for a protein of 1204 amino acids.